Messenger RNA from Sitophilus oryzae (rice weevil), 2781 nucleotides. RefSeq names its product ubiquitin-conjugating enzyme E2-17 kDa (gene eff). Gene Ontology annotation, cellular component: nucleus. Bases 336 to 779 code for a protein of 147 amino acids. Lineage: Eukaryota; Metazoa; Arthropoda; Insecta; Coleoptera; Curculionidae. Gene Ontology annotation, molecular function: ubiquitin conjugating enzyme activity. Gene Ontology annotation, biological process: ubiquitin-dependent protein catabolic process; protein polyubiquitination. The record is from RefSeq and is a predicted model, not a curated record. The transcript has 5 exons.
UUUUCUUUUUUCACACAUCGUCAAAAAAAUUGAAAGAAAAUUUCGCCACGGAAGUAAUCAGUCAUCUAUUUCUCCAACAUUGUGGGUUUUUCAAUUAUUCCAAUUAGUUUUAUAGAUUUUUAGAGUUAGUUUAGGUGUUUUUAGUGGCGGUUCAUAAGGGUGUACCUAGUUAAGAACAUAAAAGUGCUGAAAAAUAUUUUAAAGUUUUUCUUUGAUUUACGUCGUGUCUGUGAGUUUUGAAGGAGGCCAUCUUUGCAGUCUAUUGAGAGGUCCUGGGCUGGCCGUUUCAUUGUCUGGUGAAAAGCCAGUUUUUUAUUUCUUAUACAGUAAAUCAAAUGGCUUUAAAAAGAAUUAAUAAGGAAUUACAAGACCUCGGCAGAGAUCCUCCAGCACAAUGUUCAGCAGGACCUGUUGGAGAUGACUUAUUUCAUUGGCAAGCCACAAUUAUGGGACCGCCCGAUAGUCCAUACCAGGGUGGCGUAUUUUUCUUAACAAUUCACUUUCCAACAGACUAUCCUUUUAAGCCUCCAAAAGUUGCAUUCACAACAAGAAUCUAUCAUCCAAACAUAAAUAGCAAUGGUAGUAUUUGCCUUGAUAUAUUAAGGUCACAAUGGUCUCCAGCCUUAACUAUUUCAAAAGUACUUUUAUCUAUCUGCUCAUUGCUGUGCGACCCGAACCCAGACGAUCCACUAGUUCCCGAAAUCGCUAGGAUAUACAAAACAGACCGUGAAAAGUACAAUGAACUAGCGCGCGAAUGGACCCGCAAGUAUGCUAUGUGAUGGCCCGGCCCCCAACAUCCGCACUUCACCUAAUUAGAUGAAACAGAAAAAAACAAAAAGCAAAUCUUAUUUAAUUUAACAAACACAUUAUCAUCAAAACAGCAGCAUCGUCGACAUCAGGGGGGAUGGUUCAGUUUCCGUAGCUCGACAGCAAACCUUGUACAUUUUUCGCUUUUUUGCUGUUCCUCCCACCUUCGACCACAAUAUAUUUAUACAUACACACAACUACUAUAUCUCGCCUACAUUUUAAAACAAGACAACUUUGUAACGUGCGAACUUUUCUAUUAGCCGGUUCGAAGCGUAUAUUGUGGCCGCAAGGGGCACCUGUUGGGUUUUUGUUCCUGGUUCCGCUACGAGUAGAUGGGACGGUUCUACUAGGGACGAUCGUGCCAAGCACAGCCUCCGUCCAGAAUCUCCCUCCUAUCUACUUUCCGCAGCAGGUUGCACCACGUCCCGGGUCCCGGAUUCCUCCCCAACCGUUGAUUAUAUCCUUAAAGUAAUGUUAGUUAAAUUGAUACUGUAGAUUCUUGUGGUUUAACUAGGUGUAUAAAAAUAAACUUAUUUUUUUUCUAGAGACUUUUUUAAACUUUACAGUCGGCAGAAAUGUAUGCAAGGUGAAACUUGUAAUAAAUUCAGUAAAUCAAAGAUUUUUUUUAAGGAGGUAUACACGAACACGUCGAUUAUUUUAAAAUACUCUCUUUUUGAUGUAUUAAUGUUUAAACACCAUUUAAGCAAAACUCGCUUCGAGCAUUUCUGAUUAUUUUGCCAAAAUGUAACCCACACGUCUUAUUCGUUUUUUAAACUACACAAUGUUUCUCACAAAAUUAUUUUAAAAAACUAAUCGAGGUAUCUGAACAUAUGUCCAUUAAAAAUAUGUCUUUGGUUUACUUAAUUUAUUCCAAGUUAGAAUCGCCCUGUAUACGCGGUUGAGUUUUACCCUAAUCUUUGCGACGAGCUAGGACAGUUUAUUUCUAGAACACUUUUUUUACAUUUCAUCUGUCUGGUCAAUAUUAAGUCGUAGAGAUUAAUGUAAAAUUUGACCUGUGAUCUGAAAUAGUUGUAAUUUUAGGUAGCAUUUAUAGGUUCAGCAUUAAUAUAAUUACUGCAUAAUAUUUACUUUUUACUGCAAUUGGCGCAGGUCUACAUCGUAUUUAUGUGUAAUAUCUGAUUAAGAAUGAUCUACAUUUAUAUUAUAGCAAGGCGAUCAUUAAGCUUAUUGAGAUGGCAACAAAAUCGAAUUUUGGUUUUAACAAUACUCGUAGUUGAUGGUAAUUUACGUAUUUUUUUCAAUAUUUACAGUACUCUAUUUUUAAUGCUAUGUCAAAUAUUAAAUAUCAAAAACCAAAGAUUAUUAGUGAAUACAGAAAAGCAAUCAAUAUUUGUAGUUAAAUUGAAAAACAGAUUAGUGUCAUCUCAAGGCAGUUGUUUUAAUAUGUAAAAGUAAAAAUGUCAGUUAUAUACGGAAUAAAGGUUAUGUUGGGAAGUUAACAAGCGAAGAGUUAUGAUUUCCUGCCCUCUAGUGGCUUGGAUGCAAAUAUUCUAGUUGUCAGCAAGUGCAGUAAAAGCAAGGUUUAAAUCAAAAUGCGAUUUCAAAGCCAUUUUUUGUGAUCUUACGGUACAUAGAAACAAAGGAAUCAAAAUGACAAUUAAUUAUGUUUUAUCAUCUUCUCUUUAUUUUUAUCAACUUAUUUUUCUCUAGGAUUUUUUUUUAAUAAAAGGCAAAUGCAAAUUAUAUCUUAAAAUUAAAGCUAGACUUGUCUUAUUUUGAGUGAUGGACAUUGUAAAAUGAUUUUAAAUUUAUGUUUUCAAUAUCAUACUAAACUUUAGUUCUAAGGUGAUAUUGAGUUUUUACACUAAAAAUAAUAAAGUGAUAGAAAAUUUGGAAGUUUUUGUUUCAUUUUUGGGUAUAUUAAGAGCUGUUAUUUUUCAAAAUAAGACAAAAUGAGAGAUCUUUGUGUAUUAUAUCAACAUGUAAUCUUUUUUAUACUAACGUAAACGCAUA